Diaporthe batatas is the source of this 1950-nucleotide messenger RNA. RefSeq lists its product as uncharacterized. The record is from RefSeq and is a predicted model, not a curated record. Bases 1 to 1950 code for a protein of 649 amino acids. NCBI's taxonomy places the organism in Eukaryota, Fungi, Ascomycota, Sordariomycetes, Diaporthales, Diaporthaceae. Gene Ontology annotation, molecular function: oxidoreductase activity; FAD binding. The transcript has 3 exons.
AUGCCGAGCAUCUCCAAGGCAUUUGCCUUGGCUGCGUCCUUGCAGCUCAGCCAACUGGCCACGGCACAAACGACUUUAGGUAGCAGCGCAACCACGUCCGCGGACGAGGCCCAUGCCACCGUCGAGGCGGCAGGGGAGGUUGUUGACGGGGCCUUUGUGCUCACAGACGCCGUGCUGGCCAGCCUCACAGAAAAGGGCAUCUCAAAUGUGUCGCUCUUCGAGUUUGCCAGCGGCGGCAAACCACAGAAGCGUGCUGCAAGGGGCCAGUGCAAGACAGCUCCAGGCGAUUUUCUCUGGCCGGGGAGGACGAUCUGGGAGCUUUUCAAUCUACUGACCGGGGGCGCGAUCAUCCAAAAUGUCCCCCUCGCCUCGGUCUGCUACACCUCAUGGGGGAACUACGACGCACGCGAGUGCGCCCGAGUGACAGAGCAAUGGGCUGAUGUCGACCUGCACAUCAAGAGUCCCUCGGACGUCAUGUUCCCGAUGUGGGAGGGCAUGACCUGCCUCCCGCCCGAGAUCGAGGCCAACGAGCCGACAGGGGACUGCACUCUUGGGGGGUACCCAUCAUAUGUCGUCAACGCCACGACCGUCGCCCAGAUCCAGCUCGCCGUCAACCUCGCCCGGAAUCUGGAUCUCCGCCUGGUCGUCAAGAACACCGGGCAUGAUUUCAACGGCCGCUCUGCAGGAGCUGGUGCGCUCUCUAUCUGGAUGAAUUCAUGGAAGGAGGUUCAGUUCUAUGAGAAUUACGAAACUUCAACUUAUUCCGGGCCAGCCCUGAAGAUUGGCGCCGGGCUUGAGAACAAGGAGUUGUUCGCGGCUGCAGACGAGUACGGAGUGACUGCAGUUGGGGGCUUGUGCACCACCGUUGCUGCUGGAGGUGGUUAUAUGGCUGGCGGAGGGCAUGGGCCGAUGUCGUCGAGUCUUGGACUGGGUGCUGAUCAGGUACUGAGCAUCGACGUAGUGACACCAGACGGGCGCUUCGUCACCGCCAAUGAGACGCAGAACACGGAGCUGUUCUGGGCCCUACGGGGCGGCGGCGCAGGCACGAUCGGCGUCACCACCUCCUGGACGAUCAAGGCCGCCCCAAAGCUCUCCUCAGCCUCGGUCGUGAGCUUCGCCCUCGCCCCCGCGGGCAACGUCACCAGCGCCACGAUCUGGGAGGCAAUCAAGCUCUACCUGGGCAGCAUCCCCGCCUACAACGCGGCGGGACACUACUCGUACUUCAUCAUCGCCCCCGCAGGCACCGGCGCCGACGUGUCGUUCAUCAUGAGCGGCUGGUUCGCGCCCAAAACCACCAGCGCACGGCACCAGCAGCAGCUGGCGCCGCUGUUCCGGGCGUGGGAGGGCCUCGGCAUCCGCGUGGGGGCGCGGUGGCGCGAGUUCGACCGCUACCUCCCCGCGUGGCAGGCCCUCACGGACGCCGAGGCGGUGGGCUGGACGACCUCGCGCAGCGGCAGCCGCCUCGUGCCGGAGGACAGCCUCGUGGACCCCGGGAGGCUCGAGGCGACACACGCCGCCAUGCGGGAGCUGUUCGGCCGCGGCGGAGUCAGCUUCGUCGGCUAUGGUAUUAGUGGUGGGAGCCCCGGGGAGGACAACGCCGUCAACCCGGCGUGGCGCACCGCGGGGCUUCACCUCAUCGCGGCGGUGUCCUGGAGUGCCGACCUGUCGCUGGCUGAUGUGUCGGACCUGAGCGUUGAGUUCACGGAUGAGUGGCUUGCGCCGCUGAGGGAGAUCACCGAGGGCGCAUAUGCCAGCGAGGCUGAUAUCCUGGAGCCGGAGUGGCAGAAGUCGUUCUUUGGGAGCACUUAUGAUCGUCUGUACGGCUUCAAGCAGAAGAUCGACCCGGCUGGACUCUUCUACGCCCAUCAUGCUGUUGGAAGUGAGGACUGGUAUGUGACGGACCAGCUGGAGGGACUGCCCACUCAGAAUGGGCGGUUGUGUCGCGUGUAG